Molecule: messenger RNA, 4386 nt
Organism: Botrytis cinerea B05.10
Lineage: Eukaryota; Fungi; Ascomycota; Leotiomycetes; Helotiales; Sclerotiniaceae
Gene: BcgaaR
Product: BcgaaR
Exons: 7
Coding region: 1234-3687 (817 amino acids)
Biological process (GO): regulation of DNA-templated transcription; DNA-templated transcription
Cellular component (GO): nucleus
Molecular function (GO): DNA-binding transcription factor activity, RNA polymerase II-specific; DNA binding; zinc ion binding
Source: RefSeq, a predicted model, not a curated record
GACAAUUAUCCUCCCCGCCGUUCUCACUCACGUUUAGCUUUCACCCGAAUUCCGGAUCGAGUCCAAUAGUGCACCAAGGAAGUCUGUCCUUCUUAUUUUCCCAUGUGAUGAGUAGCUCCACGAGUUGGAGGGAGUCUUGGGGAAAGAAGAUGAAGAAGAGCCAGAUUAUGAUCAUGACCACCGCCGUACCAUCAUCGUCAUCACCACUGGCACUUCUACUCACUCUACCACAAAUCUGUUGACAAUGUAAUACUACCUAGGUAUCAUUUGCACCAAUGCACCAAUGCAACAACAAUCCCUGGGCAUGCAUACAUACCCAGGAGCAACACGCUUUCUCUGUCUCUCUCUAGCUUCCACCUCCCCGCAAUCUUCCCUACCAAAGUAUCCAGAACAUCCCCCUGUCCUUUUCUUGCAAAACUGCUGUCGUGCCUCGCUUUCCUUCGAGAAUCUUUUAAAUUUCUUACCAGGUACGAUAUUUCUGCAGCUCUAAACAAGUGAUCACACCCCCAUCUUCCUCUUCUGACAAGGGCAUGGUGGGACGACGCAUUCGUUCUUAACCCUUAACAUCCAACCCUCAUCUCAUGCUCCCGUACUUCUGAGCUCUGUCUUUUCUUACUCACCGAUACCAAUCACCUCCCGUGCCUCUCUAAUCCUAGCCCAUGCUUUACGUCGCACUUUAUACAUUAUACAUUAUACACCACACACUGCCACGAACCGCCACGUCUAAUUCCAAUUGUAUACUUUCCUUUUCCUCUGCUUGAUACUGGAAUGAAAAAUCUCACCAAACGUAAGACCAGAAUACGUCAACCGUCAACCGUCAACCGUCAACUUGCCAACCGAUCAACCAAAACCGCCUGGAAAAUAUCCCCGGGAGCAGCAGUUCGGUCGAUGACUAUCCGAUCAUCUCUGUAAUUGGAUUACAUCUGCAAUUGGCGAACGAAUAGCGGCUGCCAUUCUUUUGGGAAGCUCCCAUCGACCCGAGAAUUCGUCGAACGUCCAACACCUAGCCAAAAACCGAAGAGGAUACGACGUACAUACAUAAAUACAUCAUCCAUUUGACCAAGUCUGAAUCGGAAAUUAUUUGCAUACUCCCCUCCACAACCACCACACUCGUAAUGUUUUGUGCAUUGCGUCUCGACCAAUCUUUAUGAUGUGACGAAUCUUAUUAUUACUGUACAACAAUAAUUUCUUCUUUCGCCUUUUCUUGUCGCCUUGGAAUUUCCUUCCGAUACCAUGUCCGGAAGGCCAGCGCAAGUUGGAAUUGAACGAUUACCAGCACGACGUAUGAGCAACGAACCACGAGAAUCAAUGAAUUGUAAAUCUUGUAGAAAGAGGAAGAUAAAGUGCAACCGGUUGCGACCGACUUGCGAAGCUUGUCAAGUCUUCCAAUGCCCUUGUAUCUAUGAUGCCGUUCCCAAAAAGCGCGGACCUAAGACGGAUGUAUUGGAAGCUUUAUUAAAGAGAGUCGAUGGAUUGGAACGAAAAUUGAGGGAUGAGAAAAAAUCCAAUUCUCCAAAUAAUGAUGGGAGUGCUUCCGGUUCUGGUUCUGGCGGGGGUGAAGCGGAAAGUCCUCAUGACGAUACAAAACCAAAACGGCCUCAUCUGGAGACGACCAUUUCAAAUAUUGCAGAUGAAUCCGCUGUAUAUUCUCCAACACCCAUAAGCGAGCCCUCUCCUUCAGUCCAGCAAGAUGUCCUUUUGGAUACUUACUUUGUUCGGUGCCAUGGGAAAUCUUACCAUAUACUCGACGAAACUUCUAUUCGACAACGGAUCCAAUCUAAUCAAAUCCCAACAUAUCUACUUUAUGCAAUUUACGCUGUUAGCGCAAGAUACACUUCUCAUCCAAAUGGAUAUUUUGCUGCAGUGAGAUUAAGUGAAGAUUAUGCUCAUCGAGCCAGAGCAGAAGUAGACAUCGACGAACCAUCUAUCGAUAAUUUACAAGCUCUUUUACUUCUUGGUAUUUCUUACACAGCAUCUGGAAGAGGGAAGAAGGCAUACAUGAUGCUUGCGAAUGCCGUUGGAAUGGCCGUUGCGCUAGAACUCCAUCGCGAACUGGAUCAGAACCUACGAAUUAGUCCUGUAGAGAGAGAAUUACGAAGAAGACUAUUUUGGACAUGUUAUUUGAUAGACAGAUUCACAGCAUGCGGAUCAAAACGACCAUCAUUAAUUGCCGAUAAAUCUAUUGUGUUACGGUUACCAUCUUGGUCACCCAAUCCAGCCGCUCUUCCCGUCGAAGGAGAGUUUUUCCAAAGCGGAUCAAAUCUUCAUUUCGGUAGUGGAAAGAAGAGUCAAGGAAGCAGCGGAAUGCUCAUAGAUAUUGUGAGGAUACUAGGAAUUACCAACCGCUAUCUCGCAGCUGGCGGUGUAAAAGGCGACUCUCAUUUCCCAUGGCACUCAUUAUCGAAUCUUUCGAAAAUUCGUCAAGACUUAGAUAUUUGGGCGGGUGGUACGCAGGAUGUCUUUACAUCUGUCGAUACACUUUUUGGACAGCCAGACAGUACAACUCUCGUCCUUAGCAAACUUAUCUAUCAUCUCAUACAUUGCUUGAUAUAUCGACCUUUUCUUCCCAUCGAUCUUGCUGAGUUAGCUGGAACCGGUCAACAUCAAUCUUGGCAAAUUGAAGCCACAAAUCUUUGUUUUCUUCACGCAAACGCAAUCGCCGAAUUGGUAGAGCUUGGAAAACAAUCUGCAUCAAUAGAAUGGCCCGCAUUUGUAGGAUAUUGUAUUUGUACCGCUGGUACUGUUCAUGUUCAUGGGACACACUACAAAGGCGGUCGUGAAGGUGAAGUGUUUUCCGCUUCCGCCGAUUUUCUUUCCAGAGAAAUGCAACAACUUUCCGAACUUCGAUAUGCAUGGUCUUCAGUUCAACAUCAACGAGAAACUCUACAGACAAUCUAUGGUUGUCAUUCCGAUCUAGUGAAAAGUCUUGGAAGUAACCCGAUGCGCUUUAGUCCAGUCUUUCACCUGGAAGACUUUUUCGAUAGGUAUAGUGAUUUGGGCCAAUACUUUGAUGGGGCUCAUAUUAGUUUUGCGGAUGUGGUGACACCUAGCCCGGAAGCAUAUCAAGGUCAUGACCUUUAUGCGCCGACACAAUCAAAUAGGAAUGGUUCUAUGAAUGGGGGGACAGGUUCGAGUGGCUCAAAUGAUUCGACUACCGUUACUGCUAAACGCAAAUCUUCUUCAUCUGCACGAAAACGUGCUCUUACCAAUAGCCUAAAAGACAGACCUCUAAUGUCACCGAGUGGGAGAUCGGUUGAACAAUUACCACUACCACAGAACGGUUUACUCGGUCAUGAUCCGGCAUCUUAUUCUAAUCAAGGAAGUUCAAUGACUACACUUCCGCAAAUACCCUUUUCGCCACCUAGUCAAAAUCAAUCGCAAUCAUAUACCUUUUCACCAUCGCUCUCUUUGAAUCAUGGGCAAGAAUCGGAUUUUGAUCCAAUGUUUGGUAUGUCACAUCUAGGUAGUGGUGGGAAUUUUUCAUUUGCAGGAAUGGGCGGAACAAGUGGUGGUAUGAUGGGAGAAGAAGGUAUGACACCAGGAGGAAGGUCAAAUAAUGGGAGUACGGGAACAAGUGGAGAGGAGAAAGAUCCUUUCCUGAGCUUGCUAGAACAGCUUGCAGAAAAUGAACAACAAAGAGGCGGACCAAGCGAAUUGGACUUUUUCUUGGGUGGUGGGCAGGGUUGAAAAUGAACUGGGUACACGAUAGCUUAUGCACGCCCAUGGUUGUCUUUCGAGACAUGAAUAAAAUCAUCUCACGUGGUUGAAGAAUUGGUACCUUCCCAAACCAUACUUGCUUGGUUGAAUUAACCUGGUACGAAAUCAUGGAGAUGAAUCAAGGAGGAGGAAGCUUUACACGAGCCCAGGAGAGACGACCAAGGAAAGGAUUUAAGAUAUUUACGAGGAUGGAAAAACCAAGUUCCAGAGUGAAAGAAUGUACAAGGGACUGAGAGAAUUGCAUUGCUAAUGAGAGUACCGGAGUUUGAGUUGGAUGAAUUUGCAUGCGGACACGUACAGUACCACUGAGGGGCAUAUGAAGGUUAAAUGGGUGCAGGUGCAACCAGGGGAAUGAGAUACGGAGUUUCUGGGUGUAGGUUACAUUACGGUGAUAUCUCACAAUGAGAAUCUUUUGUAUCGAGUAAGCAAAUUGGAGGCGAGGGAAUUUCCAUGCUCGCCACCACAUCAUACUCUAGAUAUAAAAGCGAUGUUUAAUAUAAAAUGUAUCUUCCAAGCACUUGAGUUCAUCUCGAGUUGUACUUUGGACUCCCGAGAGCCUGGAAUCAUUACCCUUUUCCGGACGCUUCGAAACAUGCUUGUACCUUGCUUUUCCGUGGUAGAUGUAACUCAUCAAUCACUACUUAGUUAGAACUCAUGAAUUUUGUAACA